Molecule: messenger RNA, 1332 nt
Organism: Fonsecaea multimorphosa CBS 102226
Lineage: Eukaryota; Fungi; Ascomycota; Eurotiomycetes; Chaetothyriales; Herpotrichiellaceae
Exons: 3
Coding region: 1-1332 (443 amino acids)
Source: RefSeq, a predicted model, not a curated record
AUGGCCUACUGGCAUGACCGCCUUGCGACCGGUUGCCGCAGCGCGCCUCCAUCCUCCAUGUUCAAGACCAUAGUUGGCCUGCUGCUGCUGACCGCAUCCCUUCUCCCACGCGUCACCUCUGCCCUCCAGUCCGUUGCUGGGUCGCCUUGCGAAUCCGUCUGUGCCAAUGCGGGCUCCCUCGAACAAGACGUCCUCUGCCUCGAUGCAGAUUACCAGUCCCUGCCCUCGGGUCGAGCGUUCCAGAACUGCGUGGCAUGUCAGUUGAACAGCACGGCGGUAGACACGGCGAAAAAUGAGACGGAUGUAGAAUGGGCAUUGCUGGCCCUUCGUUACACACUCGCGGGGUGCAUGUUUGCCAUCCCCGAAGAUCACGUCUCGAUCAGCAGUCCAUGUCAAGUCAGCUGUGCGUCCCUGAACGCCUCGAUCGGAUACCAGGUUACCAACAACACCUCCAAGGCUCAACCGGGCAACGCAUUUUGUACCGCCGACCCCUUUGACGACUACACCAUCAACAAGUGUGCCCUAUGUUAUAGCUAUAUCCCGCAGCAAUUGUACCAGGCAAACUUCCUGCAAGCCCUGCACAUCGCCUGCCGCCAACCGCCCGUACCGGGCAAACCAUUCUUCCCGGACGCCCAGUCCAUCUUCAACGAGACACUGAUCGCGGGCCCAGCGGCGCCAUCAGGCAAUACCGGCGGGCAUGGCGGAUUGCACGGGUGGAAACUGGCGCUGGCCAUUGUUUUGCCAGUUGUUGGCGGCAUCAUCCUCUUGGUGGGUGCGUGCUGGGGCUGUUUCGCAUUCACGCGCAAACGACGCCAGCGCAUGGCCCAGACGGGCCGGAUGAGCCGCGUGCACGACGCCCACGCCGACAGCAUGUACUACUCGCCCAUGUCUGCUAAAGCUGAGGCCUGGAAGGCCGAGGAUCUCCCGUGGGGCGUGUCCGAGCCGCCGCGAGAAAUGCACGCCAUCAGCCAGACCAUGUUACACGCCAAGCACAGCCCCGGCGUCGCGCAGGGCCGGUGGAGUCAUCAGACCGGAGGAACCGGCGGCGGCCCGGGCUCGGAGCAGAACACGCCCUUGAGAAGCAGUUUCCAGCGCGAAGAUGUCGGUCCCGGUCCCGAGCAGGUUCGGGAUCCGAAUCUCCAUGAUCAGUUCUUUGGCAUUGACGAGGAGGCCGACGACUUGCCCGGACCCAGUGGUGGACACGAAUAUUAUCCUGAACAUCAUGAGCAGAGUGGCGGUGGUGGACACGAGUUUCAUCCUCAGCAGAUUCAUCAGCAGCAUGGCCUCGGACAGCUCCGUAUGCCUGAUGAUGAACGGGGGAACUUUAUUUGA